AUGGCGUCGGCCGAGGUGGGAAUCCCGCGCCGCGAGCGUGAUCGCGACAAUCACGGCGGCAAUCAUCGUCGCGAGGGAGGCGACUCGUACCGUCCCGGUGGCCGCCGCGCGCGCUCGCGCACGCGCACGCCUCCCCCAGUCCCGACCGAGGAGCAGAAGCAGGCGGCGGCCAAGGCCGAAUAUGAGAAGCUCCUGACGAUGCGAUCCGGAGGCACAUACAUCCCCCCCGCGCGUCUGAGAGCCCUGCAGUCGCAAAUUACCGACAAGACCAGCAAGGAAUACCAGCGCAUGGCUUGGGAGGCUCUCAAGAAGAGUAUCAACGGUCUCAUCAACAAGGUCCACACGGCCAACAUCAAGCAUAUUGUUCCGGAGCUCUUCAGCGAGAACCUGAUUCGCGGACGUGGUCUCUUUUGUCGAUCGAUAAUGAAGGCGCAGGCUGCCAGUUUGCCCUUUACGCCCAUCUACGCCGCCAUGGUCGCCAUUGUCAACACCAAGCUCCCGCAGGUUGGCGAGCUCCUCAUUAAGCGCCUGGUGAUGCAGUUCCGCAAGGGAUUCAAGCGAAACGACAAGUCGGUGUGCCUGGCUUCCACGACAUUCCUGGCGCACCUGAUCAAUCAGCAGGUCCAGCACGAAAUGCUUGCCGGCCAGAUUCUCCUCUUGUUGCUCAACAAGCCCACCGACGACGGUGUCGAAAUCGCCGUUGGCUUCUGCCGUGAAGUCGGCCAGUUCCUCGAAGAGAUGCGACCCACGAUUGCCAAUGUCAUCUUUGACCAGUUCCGCAAUAUCCUACACGAGGCCGGCAUCGAUAAGCGAACACAGUACAUGAUCGAGGUCCUCUUCCAGGUGCGCAAGGACCGCUACAAGGAUAACCCGGCCGUCAAGGAAGAGCUGGACCUUGUCGAGGAGGAAGACCAAAUCACACACCAAGUCGAGCUCGACGGCGAAGUCAAUGUACAAGACACUCUCAACAUUUUCAAGUUUGACGAGCAAUACGAGGAGAAUGAGGAGGCAUACAAGAGACUCAAGGCAGAAAUCCUGGGCGAAGCCAGCGACGACGAAGACGAUGACGAUGAUGCCGAGGAUGAGAGCUCUGAUGAGGAGGAUGACCGGGAAACCAAGGCCAUGGAAAUCAAGGAUCAGUCAAACGCUGACCUCGUCAACCUGCGCCGCACCAUCUACCUAACCAUCAUGUCGAGCGCCGACCCCGAGGAAGCUACGCACAAACUCAUGAAGAUCAACCUACCUGCGGGCCAAGAACCCGAGAUGCCCUCCAUGAUUGUAGAGUGCUGCUCGCAAGAGAAGACGUACACCAAAUUCUUUGGCCUGAUUGCGGAGCGCUUCGCCAAAAUCAACCGCCUCUGGUGCGACCUGUUUGAGCAGUCGUUCCAGAAGUACUACGAGACCAUCCACCGCUACGAGAACAACAAACUGCGCAACAUUGCCAUGCUAUUUGGCCACAUGUUUGGCUCCGACGCCCUCGGCUGGCACUGCCUGUCCGCCAUCCACCUCAACGAGGACGAGACGACAUCGAGCAGCCGCAUCUUCAUUAAGAUCCUCUUCCAGAGCAUCGUCGAGGAGGUGGGCGUGCCCAAGAUCAAGACGCGUAUGGCCGACGAGAUGCUGCGCCCCAGCCUCGAGGGCCUCUUCCCCAAGGACAAUGCCCGCAACAUUCGCUUCUCCAUCAACUACUUUACCAGCAUCGGGCUCGGCGCGCUCACCGAGGAAAUGCGCGCGUUCCUCCAAAACAUGCCCAAGCCGGCGCUUCCCGCACCGGCCGCCGCGCGCGACGACUCCGAUUCCGAUUCUGUGUCGAGCUACUCGUCGCGGUCUGGCUCGUCGUACUCGCGCUCGCGGUCCCGCUCGUACAGUCGCUCGCGAAGCCCGCGCCGCAUUGACGGCGAUCGCGGCCGCUCACUGUCCCGCACGCCCUCUCGUCGUGGCGGGUCGUACUCGCGCAGUCGCUCCGCUUCAUACAGCAGCCGCAGCAGAAGCCGUUCCGUCUCUGACGCCGGUCGUGGCAGACGCAGACCAUCACGCUCGGCCAGUCCUCCUCGUCGCGGCCGCCGCGCGUCAUACAGCCGCUCGCGCAGCCGCUCCUACGACUCAUACAGCGAUGCGUCCCGCUCGCCCUCCCGCUCGCGAAGCCGCUUUCGCGAAGCCUCACCACCACCACCACCACCGCCUCGUGGCCGCGCCCGCGAUGUCAGCCCGCCCCGGAGCAAGCGCCGCAACAGCUCCUCCAUCAGCGGCAGCCCUCCUCCCCGCAAGAGAGGCCGCUCGCCCUCGUACUCGCGCUCGCCGUCUCGCUCACGCUCACCGCCGCCAGCACGUCGCAUCAAGGCGGAAGACCGCAGCCCCUCACCACCUCCCGCGAAGCGCGGCAGCUCGCGCAGCAACGGCAAGCAGCGGUCGUCGAGCCCCGUGCCGGCGAAGCGAAGACGAGCCAACAGCUCUAGCGUUUCGCGAUCGCCGCCGCCACCGGUCAAGCGUGGCCGUCGUGGUAGUUGA
Molecule: messenger RNA, 2508 nt
Organism: Akanthomyces muscarius
Lineage: Eukaryota; Fungi; Ascomycota; Sordariomycetes; Hypocreales; Cordycipitaceae
Exons: 1
Coding region: 1-2508 (835 amino acids)
Biological process (GO): mRNA splicing, via spliceosome
Cellular component (GO): catalytic step 2 spliceosome
Molecular function (GO): RNA binding; protein binding
Source: RefSeq, a predicted model, not a curated record